Neurospora crassa OR74A is the source of this 2670-nucleotide messenger RNA. RefSeq names its product alpha-glucosidase (gene gh13-5). NCBI's taxonomy places the organism in Eukaryota, Fungi, Ascomycota, Sordariomycetes, Sordariales, Sordariaceae. The transcript is spliced from 4 exons. The coding region runs from base 571 to 2031 and encodes 486 amino acids. The record is from RefSeq and is a predicted model, not a curated record. Gene Ontology annotation, molecular function: alpha-amylase activity. Gene Ontology annotation, biological process: oligosaccharide catabolic process.
GGACUGUUGACGUCGAUUGUAACUACCUACUGCAGUAAUGCCUAACGUGUUAUUACCGGCUCUCUUAUCUAUAAGCUGAAGAAAUAUAUGUCUCUUCACCUCACUUCUCUCGGCUUCUCAAAAUAGCGCACACAACAUCCAACAUCUAAUUUCAGAGUGAUUUCUGGCCUACUUCUCAAGUCUGAAUAUAGUUUUUCUCCGAGAGACUUACAGAAAACAAGCAUCACCAUGGCCGACAAUCUCGACAGGGUCUGGUGGAAAGAUGGAGUGGUCUAUCAAAUCUACCCGGCGUCUUUCAAGGACUCGAAUGGAGACGGGUUAGGGGAUAUACCGGGCAUCAUCAGCAAGUUGGACUACAUCCAGAAUCUGGGCGUUGAUAUCAUUUGGGUUUCUCCAAUGUUUGAGAGUCCACAGAUUGACAUGGGCUACGACGUCUCAAACUAUGAGGAGGUCUACCCCCCGUACGGCACAGUCAAGGACAUGGAGAACCUCAUUGAAGCUUGCCACAAGAGGUAAACCUCAUGCAUCGCAAUGCCAUAAUUGGACCUGUACUAACGCGUAUUUAGGGGAAUGAGACUGGUCUUGGACCUGGUUGUCAAUCACACCUCUGAUCAGCAUGCCUGGUUCAAGGAGUCGCGAUCCUCCAAGGACAAUCCGAAGCGUGACUGGUACAUCUGGAAGCCUCCUCGUUACGCCGAAGAUGGAACACGCCUUCCACCGACGAACUGGCGGAGUUACUUCUCAGGCAGUGCGUGGGAGUAUGACGAACAUACAAACGAAUAUUAUCUUCAUCUGUUUGCCAAGGAGAUGCCAGACCUCAACUGGGAGAGUGAAGAGUGCCGCAAAGCCAUUUACGACAGCGCCAUGCGCUUCUGGUUGGAUAAGGGCGUGGAUGGCUUCCGAGUUGACUGUGUGAACAUGUACUCAAAGUCCACAGAAUUUCUCGAUGCUCCCAUCGUUGACUCACGCUUCUACGAGCAGCCGGCAUGGUGCUAUUAUGCCAACGGGCCACGCAUGCACGAGUUUCUGCGCGAGAUGAAUGAAAAGGUGCUCGACCGCUACGACGCUAUGACCGUCGGCGAGUUACCGCACACUCCCGACCCGAAGAGGGUGCUCGACUAUGUUGGGCGCAAAGAUAAGCAGCUCAGCAUGGUGUUUCAGUUCGACAUUGUGGACAUCGGCCAAGGUGGCACCCACAAGUACCAUUUUGAGGAGUGGAAGUUACCUGUGCUGAAGAAGAUUGUCGAGAAGUGGCAACGCUUCAUCGAGGGCACUGAUGGAUGGACAACAUCCUUCUGCGAAAACCACGACCAAGGCCGUUCCAUUUCACGCUUCGCCUCCGACGCCCCCGAAUACCGCGUCCUCUCGGGCAAGAUGCUCUCGCUGAUGAUGUGCUCUUUGACGGGAACCCUCUUCAUCUACCAAGGCCAAGAGAUCGGCAUGAUCAACGUGCCCAAGGACUGGCCCAUCGACUACUACCAGGACAUCGAGUCGGUCAACUUUUACAAGCUGAUGGCCGCCAAGACCAACAACGACCCCGAGGAGAUGGCGUACGUGAUGCGCAGCCUCCAGACUCUGAGUAGAGAUAACGCCCGGAUACCUAUGCAGUGGGAUGACAGUCCGUAUGCUGGGUUCACUGAAAGGAAGGAAGGUGCCUGGGCGCACGUCCACGACCUGUAUCCCGAGAUCAACGUGGCCAAGCAACUCGACGAUCCGAACUCGACGCUCAGCUUUUGGAAAGACAUGAUCCGUUUCCGCAAGCAACAUAGCGAGGUACUGGUGCAUGGAACGUUCGAGGCGUGUGAUAUCGAGAACGAGAAGACGUUUGUGUUCGUCAAGAGAUUCGGAGGUAAACGGGUUGUAGUUACUCUGAACUUCAGCAAUGAAGAGCAGGAGGUGGUGUUGCCGGAGCAUGAAAAGGGGUUGAAGUUUAUGGUCGGAAACUAUGGCAACGAAGAAGGGGGGAUGGGCGAAAGGAGAAGGUUGAGGCCAUGGGAGGGAAGGUUGUACAUGGCUGGAGGUGAGGCUUGAGAGGUGUGAGACACACUGACCGACCCCCUUUUCAGUUGAUCUUGGAUUUCAGCUUGAGCUUCAAUGACAUGUCGGCAAAGUGUCUUCAAUAACAUGCAAACGAAUGUUGACUUGAGGCUCCUCGCUUGCGUCCAAGACAUACGCUAGGCUCCUUCUAAACAUAGAAUAGGGGUCCAGGCCAAAGUGCAAUCUAGAUUCUCAAAGGUGGAAUACUUGAACGUGGCUGGUUUCUGGGGACGAAAAGGUGAGUUUGAGGAUGUUGUCGAUCGAGGUGAUGCGGAUAGUGAUCCACUUACGUUACGAGUCGUUGGGUAAUGGUAUGGGGUCGAUACAAGGAUGGGGGGACUUGAUCGUUUUCUCCAGUGAUUGUUCGAUUUUAUCUUGGUUUCCACUUGAGUCCUGGCAUAGAUAGAUAAGACCGGGAGAGCUCCGAUUUGGUCACGGAACUGAAUCUUCGCGGGGCAAGACCAGACACACAAGACAUGACCACACCGAAAGGAAGGAAGACAGAACAUUCCAUCCUACUUAGCUACCCAGCUUUACAGUAUCUUUGGAACAAAGCCCCGGGCAUUCUGAAUGCCCCUUUCUUUCCCCUAUCAACGUUUCACCAAACCAACAAUGAUGGGAUGCAUAUCCGUG